CUCCGCUCACACACACACACGCGUCUCAAACCCCGCCCACCGUGAGUCACGUGAGGUCACCGCAAUCCCUGCUCCGUCCUCGGGUGACGUCAUGAGCGUCUUGCUUCCAAACAUGGCGGACUUUGAUACCAUAUACGAGUUGGAUGAGGAGGAAGAAGAGGACGGAGAGGACCGGGAAACGGGCUCUGCCCGGGUGGUGGCCGAGGAACAUUUACUCCGAUACGCUCCGGACCCGGUGGUAGUGAGGGGAGCCGGACAUAUUACCGUGUUUGGUCUAAGCAACAAAUUUGAUGCAGAAUUCCCUUCGGUUUUGACCGGAAAGGUUGCUCCAGAGGAGUUUAAAAUCAGUAUUGGUCGUGUAAAUACCUGCUUGAGAAAGAAUCUCCCCCUCAAUGUGAAAUGGCUGCUAUGUGGCUGUAUCUGCUGCUGUUGUACAUUAGGCUUCAGUUUGUGGCCUGUUAUAUGCCUGAAUAAAAGGACAAGGAGAUCUAUUCACAAACUCUUGGACUGGGAGAAUAACAGAUUAUAUCACAAGCUUGGCUUGCACUGGAAACUGAGCAGAAGGAAAUGUGAAUCAAACAAUAUGAUGGAAUAUGUUAUACUCAUAGAAUUCUUACCAAAGUACCCGAUAUUUCGACCGGACUGAAGAUGAUGUGCUUCUGCUUCAUUUCAUAAUAUUUUGUUACUGGUCAUUCCUACCCUUAGUGCCUUUUUAGAUGGUUUGUGGAAAGAAAAGGUAUACUACUGUGUUUUAAAAACACAAAAUGGGUGUCUUUCUUUUUUUUGUAUAGCAGUACAGUGUCCUAAUAGCUUCUGUAUUUUUUACAUGUAUAAAGAAAAUCAAGAUUUGCACACUUAUUUUUUAUGUUAAGGGAAGCUUUCUGUGUUGCACUUCAUUUUGCCCAUAUGGUGCAAGUGUUACGCAGCUCAUUUUGCUGUAAGCACUUCACACUGAUGGGAUUAAUAUUCUAUAUACACUCAAUGUAAAUAGUUGCAGUUAGGGACAUGCAUCAAUGCUGCUUUAACUCUAGCUUAUUGCCUUAUUGUACCUAUGUCUCUCCUAUUUCUUUUUUUUUUUACACUAAUACAAACUGAAAUCUGUUUAUACACUUGAGCCCUAAAGGUAGAGGGGUAAGCAGCUUGGUUAAAUCACUACGGCUCAGGCAAGCCAUGCGGAGCUUUGAAGUGGAGAAAACGAAGGAAGUUCACACAUUGCCUGGUCUGUUGUAAAGUGCGAUGUCGCUGCUUAUGGGACCGUACUACAAAUACAAUGUAUCAGUGUUGUGGUUAUUAGAGAUCAGCACCUCAGAAUAAGAAUAUAAUGAAAGCUGAAAUAGAUUAUUUAACCAAAAACUGUAAAUAUUGCCUUUUCAGACCUGCAAGUGUUAUACUUAUGUUUACAGAAUGUAAUAUAGCUGUUACAGUAUUGCCAAUUCUGGUUGAGCUUAUAAACUUACAUGUAGGCUUCAUUUGAUUGUAUGAACCAUUUUACAGUUACAUGAGACUAGUCUGCAUUUUUUUUUGUGCUGUUGGCCUACCAGCGAAGGCUUAUGUUAUGUUUUUAGGCCAAAAGCUGGUGAUAUAUGUAAGUAAAUGGCCAACUUGCACUUUACGAGUAUGUGUUUUUGUGUUGGGAGCAGGCCAUCUUCUGGUGUUUAAAAACCCACAUUGAGAACCCCAGUAUUGUAUCUAUUAUAUACUACAGAAUUUAUGUGAUUAGUUUUAAUAUAGGGGAUUUUAGGCUUUACAAGUUUGGUUAGUCAUUGGCUCCAAUAUUGCAGUGCUCUGAUCGCCACAGAGAAUUCCUCUUGAAAUGCAUUUCCAGCUUUUGGUGUGAUUAAAGAAAGAAGGGCUAGAACCUCUGUCAGUAACUUGGCUAGGAAGAGAAUUGAAAACGCCUCACAAGUCAUUUGGAGGACUCACCCCGACAGUUGUCAUUGGGGCAAAAAGUGAGGCUAAAUCCAGUGAAAAGCUGUAAAUGUAUAGGUAGGUGGGGGCAAAUCUCCCAGUAGACACGUUUUGACAAAUGUCCCCAAUUUGGGCAGGUUUACUCUCACUAGUUAGCUUCUGGGACUAAAAGUGGAAUGUCCCUAGCACAAACAUAAGCAGCAAUAAAAACCUGGCAGAGAUUCUAACGCUUCCUCCUCUGAAAUUCUGCUUGAAAACCUUGACUUCUCUUAAAUAAAUUUCAACUUGGAAAU
Rana temporaria (common frog) is the source of this 2201-nucleotide messenger RNA. RefSeq names its product cysteine-rich hydrophobic domain-containing protein 2-like. Lineage: Eukaryota; Metazoa; Chordata; Amphibia; Anura; Ranidae. Bases 92 to 646 code for a protein of 184 amino acids. The transcript is spliced from 6 exons. The record is from RefSeq and is a predicted model, not a curated record.